AUGUAAUAAGAGUUCAAAUUGCCAUAAAAGAUUAUUCAACUUUAUGCAAAAUAUUAGAAUAAAUCAUAGAAAGUGAAAAAAUUCCAACUUCAAGAACAUACAUUUAUGUUAGAAGACAAUUAUUCACCAGUCGAAAUCAGUAAUAAUUAAUUUAUAGUUCAAAGUCGGAAGCGGUGCAUAUGGAUGUGUUAUAUAAGCUGAUGAUAAAAAUGCAAAGGUCGAGAAGGAUAGAUAAGUUGCUAUUAAGAAAAUUGAAAGAGCGUUUGAACAUAGAUUGUAUGCGAAAAGAACUCUAAGAGAAUUAAAGAUCCUAAGGUUGAUGAAACACGAGAAUGUAUUACCAUGAAAGUGAUAUAGAUCGUUGAAUUAAAAACCUUGCUUCUUCCUAAAUCUAGAGAAGAAUUUGAAGAUGUUUAUAUGGUUACUGAAUUAUUGGAGACAGACCUUGCCCAAGUAAUAAAAAGCGAUUAGGUAUUGACCGAUGAACAUAUCCAAUUAUUCUUAUAUUAAAUCCUAAGAGGACUCAAAUAUUUACAUACUGCAGGAAUAUUGCAUAGAGACUUAGUAAUUAUGUGUAAAAUCAAAUUAGAAACCUAGAAAUUUAUUGUUAAAUAGGAAUUGCGAUUUAAAGAUCUGCGAUUUUGGAUUGGGCAGAGCAAUGGCUGAUCCAUCUUCAUCAAACAAUGCAAACAUUAUGACUUAUUACGUCGAGACUAGAUGGUAUAGAGCACCAGAAUUGUUAGUGAGUUUCAAGAAUUAUACUCCUGCAGUUGAUAUAUGGUCUGUCGGAUGCAUCUUGGCAGAAUUGCUAUUGAGAAAACCUUUUUUAAGAGGAGAUUCCAGUAUUGUUAUUUUAAAUAAAUAAAGCUAAGAGAUAAGUAAAGUUAAUAUUUGAAUUGUUGGGAACUCCAAAUGAGGCUUACAUUUAAUCUUUUUAAGAUGAAAAAGUUUAAAACAAUCUGAGAAAAGUCAUUAAAGAAACAGGACCGAAACAAGGUAUUCCUUUGGAAUAAUUAUUUAAAAAUGCUUCUAAAAAUGGUAAUAAUGUACAAUCAUUUCUGAAGCUUUGGAUUUAUUAAGAAAGCUGUUGACAUUUGAUUACAGAUAAAGAAUCACAGUUCAGCAAGCCUUAGAACAUCCUUAUUUAGCUCAAUUGCACUUUGAAGCCGAUGAACCUAGUGCUUAACUUGUUAAUUAAUUAGAAUUCGAGUUUGAAAAGUAUGAAAUGACUAGGGAAUAAAUUAAAGGUGCAUUUUAUAGUUUUAAAUUAGAUCUUCUUUAUGAGGAAAUAUUAUUAUAUCAUUUUCCUGAAUUCUAAACAUCUUAUGAGGCUAAAAAGAAAUCUGGAUAGAGUUUGAUAUCACAUGUAGUAAAUAAUGAGAACGCUAAAAUUGUAAAUAACUUAUUUAAUAAAAGUUUGAUCCCACAGCUGAUGAUGAUUUAGAUAGGGAUUGA
Molecule: messenger RNA, 1455 nt
Organism: Paramecium octaurelia
Lineage: Eukaryota; Ciliophora; Oligohymenophorea; Peniculida; Parameciidae
Source: the annotation of a GenBank genome assembly